CCAGUACAGUCCAAAACUCAGUCCACCUCAACUCUGCCGCCAAUGCCACCUUCGCUGUCAGAAACUUCGAUUCUUUCAGCUCUUGAGGCUUUUGGAAGUUUUGAACUAGCCACAAAAUCACCCUACAAUUCACCAAGUUUUGAGUUGGAUCAACAAUAUGGCACCACAGUAGAAGGGAAUGAUCAGUCAUUCUCACUGUUUGAUCUCACAGGUUCAUUAUCUUCUUCCUCUGUACAUUCCCAGGCAUCCUUAUUGGCUUCCCCUCCUCCACCUCCUCCUCCUCCACCACCACCGCCACCUCCUUCCCGAUCAAAGGGGGCAUCAUCAUUGAACAGUAUUAAAAAAGUCCCGUUUGAUCCCCUUCCUCAAGCUUCUUCUCCUCACUCACUUGUUUCAGGAACUCCUCCAUCGUCCAUUAUGAAUAAUUCACCUCAAGCUUCUUCUAUUCCUCCCCCUCCUUUUCCUUCUGUGGGUCAGGUGGAGCAAAUGAUGCCUUCUUUUGAAAUGUCUUGAGAUGCAAUUACGACACAAAAUAUUGUUGAACCCCCAAGAAUUCUAGCCCUCAAACAGAAACCGUCUUCAUCUUUGGGAAUGCCUCAAGUUGUCAUCUCAGGUGAGAACACAGAAUCUCUCAAGUGGAAAGAAGGACUAGCAGCUGUGACAGGGACAAACAUGGAGGUAACUUCUGUCAGUGACUCGGCAUCCUCAUCCGCUGUCAAUAGUGGCAGUGUAGAAGCUACUGCUGCAGCUGUCUCCAAUUCAGUGCAAAUCCCUAAUGUGAUGCUGCCGAAACAGGAAAAACUAUACCUGCAGGAUGGCUCACCAUCAUCAACCUCCAUGUCAUCUGGAUAUGACUACGAUAUUUUCCUGAGUUUUAGAGGGCUAGAAACUCGCUCAGGCAUUACAGAUUUCCUCUACACCAGCUUGUUAGCUGCUGGAAUGCACACAUUUAAAGAUGACGAAGAGCUCCAAGUUGGAGAGGAGUUUGGUCCGAAGUUGCUUGAAGCUAUCAGCCAUUCAAAAAUUGCAAUUCCCAUUUUUUCCAAGGGCUAUGCCUUCAGUAAAUGGUGUCUUAAUGAGUUGCUCCAAAUGGUGGAGUGUAGUAGAACAAGGAGACAGAAGGUUAUGCCCAUUUUCUAUGAUGUUACUCCAGCAGAGGUCCGUCAUCAAGCUGGGUCUUAUGGGGAAGCCUUUCUUUUGCAUGAGAAGAAAUUUGAUGAGAACACUAUCAGUAAGUGGAAAGCUGCUCUCAAACACGUUGCCAAUCUAAAUGGAUGGGACACUAAUUCGAUGAUCAUUAGACGUGAAGGAGAGCUGGUUAAGACAAUUGUACGUACAGUUAUAGAUGAGUUGAAAACAGCUUAUCUGAUGGUGACCGGCUGCUUGGUUGGAGUUGAAAAUCAUGUGAAGGAAAUCAAUAAAAUAAUGUGUGGCGAUUCAGAGGAUAUUAAAAUACUCGGAAUCCAUGGUAUGGGGGGUGUUGGACAGACUACUCUCGCCAAAAUCAUCUACAACCAGUUUUCACAUCAUUUUGAACAUUGUUGCUUCCUUUCUAACAUAAGGGAAACUUCAGAGCUAAAGGGCAUCGAACAUUUGCAGAAUCAGCUAAUGUCCAAUGUUCUCAAAAGGAAGUGGUCAAGCAUUAGCAACGUUGACGAAGGAAUUAAGACAAUAAAAGAAAGGUUAGGCGAUAAAAAGGCUCUGGUGCUACUUGAUGAUGUUGACAGGAGGACUCAUUUAAAUGCACUCGUAGGAAACCCUGCAUGGUUCGAUUUAGGAAGUAGGAUUAUCAUAACUAGUAGAAACAGGGAUAUCAUGACUGUUCCUGAGGUUUGUUAUGGUUAUGAGCUUAAGGGCAUGAACUUCAACCAAUCUCUUCAACUAUUUUGCAAACAUGCUUUCGGAAGAAAUUACCCUUUGGAUGACCAUGUUGCUUUCUCCACAGAAGUGGUCAAAAGUACAGGAGGUCUUCCUCUUGCUCUUGAGGCUAUAGGUUCACAUCUCUCAGGCAAAAGCAAAGACGUUUGGGAUGUUACAUUGAAGAAGUUGAAACAAGUUCCUCACGGUGAAGUAAAAAGAAAGUUGAAAAUAAGUUAUGAUGCCUUGGAUGAUUGGCAAAAGCAUAUCUUUCUUGAUAUAGCUUGCCUUUUCACUGGAUUUGACAAAAGGAUAGUGCUCCACAUGUGGAACGAUUCCAAUCUCUUCCCAGAGGAAGGUCUUGAAGUCCUUCAAAAGAUGUCUUUGAUAAAAAUCGGUGAAGACAAUAAGCUAUGGGUGCAUGAUCAGCUAAGAGACCUUGGUAGAGAUAUCGUUCGUCAAGAGUGUAACAUGGAACUAGAAAAACAGACUCGAUUGUGGAAUCAUGAGGAAGCUUUGGACGUGCUGAUGAAGAAGAAAACAAAAAAAGUGGAAACUCUUUGCCUAAAGUUGGACCAUCAGUUGCAAUACUGCUUUGCAAACAAGGAGUUUGAAAGGUUAUCUAAUCUAAAAUACCUUGAAGUGAGGGCUGUCCAGGAUAACUGGCCUUCAAAUGAUUUUCCAGACAACUUACAAAACAGUACGCCAAUGCUUUCAGAGUUGAGAUGGCUUUCGUGGCAUCAUUUUCCCCUGGAACUUAAAAUCACCAAUUUCUCCAUGAUGAACAUGGUCAUUCUCGAUCUGUCUUGGAGUAAACUGUCAGAAAGUUGGGAUGGUUGGAGUCACAUCAAGAUGGCAGAGAAUUUAAAAGUCUUGAACUUGACUGGUUGUGUACACUUGCAUACAACUCCCGAUUUCUCCACAAAUGUUAAGUUACAGCACUUAAUCCUCGAGAACUGUGGAAGAUUAGCUCAGAUUGACAAAUCUAUCAGGCAUUUGAAGCAGUUGGUAAUUUUGAACUUGAGGUUUUGCCUUAAACUCCGCAAGUUACCAGAAGAGAUGAAUAACCUGGAAUCAUUAAAGGAACUUCUCCUUGACGGGACUUCUGUAAGAGAAAUUCCAGAAUGGAAAGGGAUGAAAAAGCUGGAGACUCUCAGUGCUUGCGAAUGUCCAUCAUUAAAAAAUUGCAGAUCAAUUGGAAAUUUGACAUCUCUACUGACGCUAUCUUUGGAGCAUGCUUCAAUUAGUCAAAUCCCCCAAGAGAUUGGAGUGCUCCAAAAGCUUGAACACUUGUCUCUAAGCAAGUGUAAGUUGCUGAGGGGACUUCCAGACUCGAUUGGGAAAUUGGAAUCACUACUUACGUUGAACCUUUCCCACACGCAUAUUGCAGAGCUGCCUAACUCAGUUGGAAACUUGAAGAACUUGAAAGUACUAAGGAUGUCUGGUAGUUCCAUAAGAAUUUUGCCUGGUAUAAUUGUGAUGUUGGAGAAGCUGGAAGAGAUAAAUGCUGAGUUCUGUCAGCGUUUGGAGGGGGCAAUUCCUCAUGGUAUCGAGAGCUUGUCAAAUUUGAGGAUCUUGAAACUAACAAACACUAUAAUAUGUCAAGUGCCAAGACUUCCUGAAAGCCUGAUUGGUCUGCAUAUUUCUACUCAUUCAAUGAAGACACUUCCAGAUCUCUCAAACCUGGUAAAUUUAAUAGAUUUGGAUUUGGACAUUGGAGAAGUUCCAUUGGCCAGCAAGAAUUCUGUUUUUGCAGGAUCUUCUCAGCUCGUACAGCAUCCAUCACCAUGGUAUAUAGGAAAGUUCUGCAAUCUUGAGUCUUUGAAGUUGUCCGGUGAAAUCAUAUUUGCCAUCCAUAGAGAUAUUUGUCUUCUUUCUCAGCUUAAGAAACUUGAACUUGUUUGUUCUAACCUGCAGUUCCUGCCUAGGCUUCCAUCCAGUUUAACAUGCUUGGUUAUUAAAUCAUCCCAAUCAUUGGAAACGCUGAUAGAUCUAUCGAACUUGAAGGAACUAUCAGAGCUGAGGAUUGAUUCUUCGGCAAUAAUUGGUGUUCAAGGCCUUGAAGGUUUGGAGAAUCUUGAAAUUUUGGACCUCAAAGCACUGCAUACACUUGAGGAAUUACCUGAUCUAUCAAACUUGAAGAAGCUCGGUGAACUGCAUUUGGGGCACUGCCAUAAUCUUAUCGACGUUCAAAGCAUUGAAGGCUUAGGAAAUCUCAAAACUUUGAAGCUCAUAGAAAUUCCGCUACUGGAGAGAUUACCCAAUCUGUCAAACUUGAAGAAUCUCACUGAACUUCAGUUGUGGUACUGUCAUGGUCUAACUGAAAUAGAAAGCUUGGAGGGUUCGGAGAAUUUGAUGAUGUUGGAGCUAGGUGAACUUCCUCUACUUGAGAGACUGCCCAAUUUAUCAAACUUGAAGAAGCUUACAAAACUGGAUGUACAACAGUGUCAUAAUCUUGUUAAGAUUCGAGGAAGAUUGGAGUCAUUGGAAGACUUGCAUUUAGAAGGAUGUAGAUCUUUAGAUGAGGUGUUGGAUCCGGCUUCGAGCUUCAAGAAACUAAAAUCUUUGCGAAUACAUGAUUGCGAGAAGUUGCAUGUUGACAGGACGUGGGUCUCGAAAUUCGAAAUAUCUAAUAGGGCAUAUGAAAAUUCGGCAUGUUCGAUACAAUGUAAGGUGGGCAUUUGUGUUUGUCAGCUAGGUAAACAGUUCUUUUUGCCGUCCCCUCCAUAGUGAAAAUAAACAGAUACACGAUGUACUCCCUUUGCUCAGAUACUCUCUAUGGCAGCAAAUUAACUAGCAAAGCCGUUACAAUCUGUGCGGAAUUAGAUUUUCUAC
Syzygium oleosum is the source of this 4692-nucleotide messenger RNA. Its product is annotated as disease resistance protein L6-like. Gene Ontology annotation, biological process: defense response; signal transduction. The transcript is spliced from 5 exons. Lineage: Eukaryota; Viridiplantae; Streptophyta; Magnoliopsida; Myrtales; Myrtaceae. The record is from RefSeq and is a predicted model, not a curated record. The coding region runs from base 592 to 4587 and encodes 1331 amino acids. Gene Ontology annotation, molecular function: ADP binding.